Messenger RNA from Galeopterus variegatus (Sunda flying lemur), 985 nucleotides. RefSeq names its product polypeptide N-acetylgalactosaminyltransferase-like 5 (gene GALNTL5). The record is from RefSeq and is a predicted model, not a curated record. The annotation marks the transcript as partial. Gene Ontology annotation, cellular component: Golgi apparatus. Gene Ontology annotation, biological process: spermatid development. Lineage: Eukaryota; Metazoa; Chordata; Mammalia; Dermoptera; Cynocephalidae. The transcript is spliced from 6 exons.
GUGUCUCCAAAAGCAUUACUCAGUUUACCUACCAACCGCCAGUGUCGUCAUUUGCUUCCACAAUGAAGAAUUUAAUGCCUUGUUUCGGACAGUGUCCAGUGUUAUAAAUCUCACUCCAUCCCAUUUCCUUGAAGAAGUUAUUUUGGUAGAUGACAUGAGCGAAUUUGAUGAUUUGAAAGAAAAGCUAGAACAUCACUUGGAAAAGUUCCGGGGAAAGAUUAAAUUAAUAAGAAAUGAAAAGAGAGAGGGGCUGAUUCGAGCAAGGAUGAUCGGGGCAUCUCGUGCUUCAGGGGACGUCCUGGUGUUCCUGGAUAGCCACUGUGAGGUGAACAGAGUCUGGCUGGAGCCCUUGCUGUAUGCCAUCAACAAAGACCCCAAAAUAGUAGUGUGUCCUAUGAUAGAUGUCAUUAAUGAGAUCACCCUGGAAUAUAUACCCUCUCCCAUUGUAAGGGGAACUUUUGACUGGGACCUGCAAUUUAAAUGGGAUAAUGUUUUCUCUUAUGAGAUAAAUAGACCCGAAGGACCUGCUAAACUGAUCCGGUCACCUGCAAUGGCUGGAGGAAUUUUUGCUAUAUAUAGGCAUUAUUUUAAUGAGAUUGGACAGUACGACAAAGGCAUGAAUCUCUGGGGAGGAGAAAAUUUGGAACUUUCACUAAGGAUCUGGAUGUGUGGAGGCCAACUCUUUAUAAACCUCUGCUCUCGAGUCGGACAUAUCACUAAGAAACACACUGAAAGAAAGUCUGCAGUCAUGAAUGCCAUAACACAUAACUAUCUAAGGUUGGUGCACGUUUGGCUGGAUGAAUAUAAGGAGGAGGUUUUUCUUCGAAGACCUGGUCUGAAAUUCAUGACCUACGGAAACAUUAGUGAGCGUGUUGCAUUAAGGAAACGGUUGGGCUGCAAGUCAUUUCAGUGGUAUUUGGAAACUGUCUUCCCAGAGUUAGAGUUAUCUAUGGAAAGCCGAUUAAAGGAAAAGAAAUCAUUUUAA